GCGGGGCGGGGCCCGGUGGGCGUGGCCGCGGGCGAGUUCAGGUGAGUCGCUCCUGCCCAGCAGAGCUGCUCUCACGUCCAGGUCUGUCUGCACCUGGCUUUCCUUUUCCCGACCGUGCGUUUCCCUGGACCGCUGUAACUUCAGGCCCACAAUGGAGGCCCUGCGACUGGCAAAUUCGGCUUUUGCAGUUGACCUGUACAAACAGCUGUGUGAAAAGGAGCCAGCGGACAACAUCCUCUUCUCUCCCAUCUGUCUGUCCACCUCUCUGUCACUUGCUCAAGUCGGUGCCAAAGGGGACACAGCAGAUGAACUUGCACAGGUCCUUCAUUUUGAAAAUGUCAAAGAUGUGCCCUUUGGAUUUCAAACAGUAACAUCGGAUGUCAACAAGCUGAGUUCCUUUUACUCCCUGAAAUUAAUCAAACGGCUCUACGUAGAAAAAUCUCUGAAUCUUUCUACAGAGUUCAUCAGCUCCACCAAGAGACCCUAUGCAAAAGAGAUGGAGACCGUUGAUUUCAAAGAUAAAUUGGAAGAAACGAAAGGUCAGAUCAACAGCUCAAUUAAGGAACUCACAGAUGGCCACUUUGAGAACAUUUUAGCUGACAACAGUGUGAAUGACCAGACCAAAAUCCUUGUGGUUAAUGCUGCCUACUUUGUUGGAAAGUGGAUGAAGAAAUUUCCUGAGUCAGAAACCAAAGAAUGCCCUUUCAGAAUCAACCAGACAGACACCAAACCAGUGCAGAUGAUGAAUAUGGAGGCCACGUUCUGUAUGGGCCACAUCGAUGGUGUCAACUGUAAGAUCAUAGAGCUUCCCUUUCAGAACAAGCACCUGAGCAUGCUCAUCCUGCUACCCAAGGACGUGGAGGAUGGGCCCACGGGCCUGGAGCAGGUUGAAAAACAACUCAACUCAGAGACGCUCCUGCAGUGGACAAAUCCCAGCAUGAUGGCCAAUGCCAAAGUCAAACUCUCCAUUCCAAAAUUUAAGGUGGAAAAGAUGAUUGAUCCCAAGGCUAGUCUGGAAAACCUAGGGCUGAAAAACAUCUUUAAUGAGGAUACCUCUGAUUUCUCUGGGAUGUCAGAGACGAAGGGAGUGGCCCUCUCAAAUGUCAUUCACAGAGUGUCCUUAGAAAUAACUGAAGAUGGUGGGGAUUCCAUAGAGGUGCCAGGGUCACGGAUCCUGCAACACAAGGAUGAGUUCAAUGCCGACCACCCCUUUAUCUAUAUCAUCAGGCACAACAAGACUCGCAACAUCGUUUUCUUUGGCAAGUUCUGUUCUCCUUAAGUGGCAGAGCCCGGGUUAAGUCCCACCCAACUUCUCUGCCGACUCUGCAUCUAGACAACAUUUUUUAAAUACCAUAAAUUGUUAAUACUGCUGGAUCAGGAAGCCACUGGUACUCACCCUAAUAGACCUUUAGACCUUUUUUCCAAUCCUUUUUUUUUUUUUUUAAAUUUUCCCUCCCACUCCCUUAGAAGACGGUGCUUUAAGGAAUCACCUUAGAGAAAACAAUUCGUGUUCAUUAUUUGUCAGACAAUCCAGGGUUAUUGGCAGGAACACAGUCUUUCUCAAAGAAAAUUCCUCUAAGGAGGAUCUAGAGGAUUUUUAUUACCAAAGCUUAGCCUUCCCUUUCUGGGAUGCAGAAUGUUCUAACAUCCUCUUUUUCCUGGGACAUGGGCGCUGCAAAGCUUUCCUGGCAUGAAUGAGGCUUGGGGACAGUACAUCCACGGCUCCGUAUGCUGAGCAUAAGGGACCAAUUUUUCCUUCGAAGUCUGACUUUGGGGGGAUUUUAGAAAGAUAAUAUGUUGCAUAUACUGUAUGCUAUGGAAUUCCACUGACAGAAACUGGAACAGCACCCUAUAAAUCAACACCUUAAUAUGUCUGCCAUAAAAUGUAAAAUACUGGCACAACGCAAACAAAGAUACUAGGCAGCCCAAAAUAUCAGGUUUUGCUGCCAAAUGAGCGUGUCUCCUGCUUACGAAAAGACUUUGUUUUCAGAACUUUGUGGAAUUUUGCAGAGUUGGACCUGUGAUAACCAAGGGGCAGCACCUCAAUGGGAAGUUCAGGUCUCAAUAAAAAUUCGCCUUAGGACAGCACAGUGGGUUAAGUAGAGUUCCCUGUGCUAUGCAGCAUGUCCCAUCACUUGUCUAUUUUAUACAUAUUAUCCACAGUGUAUAUGUGUCAGUUCUAAUCUCCUAAUUCCUCCCACCCCAGCCCUUCCCCCCUUGGUAUCCACUAGUUAACAAUACCAUAUCCUAUAUUUGAAAGUUGCUAAGAGGGUAGAUCUUAAAAGUUCUCACCACACACAUGCAAAGUUGUAAGUGGGUGAGGUGAUCGAUAUGUUAACUCACUUUACUGCAGUGGCCAUUUCGUAAUAUAUUAGAAAUAUUCAAUCA
Messenger RNA from Bubalus bubalis (water buffalo), 2388 nucleotides. RefSeq names its product serpin family B member 5 (gene SERPINB5). The record is from RefSeq and is a predicted model, not a curated record. Gene Ontology annotation, biological process: negative regulation of endopeptidase activity. The transcript has 7 exons. The coding region runs from base 152 to 1279 and encodes 375 amino acids. Gene Ontology annotation, molecular function: serine-type endopeptidase inhibitor activity. NCBI's taxonomy places the organism in Eukaryota, Metazoa, Chordata, Mammalia, Artiodactyla, Bovidae.